AUGCGGUGGCUUUUAGAACCAUGGAAUGGGGCCGAGGGCAAAGGUGCUGCCCGGGCAGGGGGCGGCCCCCCCCGCCCUGCCCCGCCCAGGGCCCUGCCCCAUAAAGCGGCGCAGGAGCAGCGGGGCCGUCCCGUCCCGUCCUCCCUGCCCGGUCCUCCCGGUGCGUCCUGCCCCGUUCUCGGCUCCCCCUGCCCCGGGAUGCUCCGCCGCCGCGGAGCCUUCAGCGUGGAGCCGCUCCGUGCAUCCCAGUUCCGUCCCCAUGGCGGGUGCACGGUGGGUGGCUCCAGCCCCUGGGUCAAGCGGUUUGAUGGUCCCUGGGAGGCGGCAGAGAGCUGCGUGGUUCACACCUCGGCCAGCGUGUACCGGCGGCUGCAGGAGAGCCCGCGGGGGGAGAUGAGCACUCGGGGACCCCCCGCCCCACAUCCCCUGACCCCCGGCACCCCUCCGGCCAGCGGGCAGCUCCUCAAGAGCGAGUCGGAGGAUUCCGGGGUGGAAAUGGCCGGCAACGAGCACUCGCCGUCCACCCCCGUGGGCUCCGAGAGCAGCUUCUCCCUCGAUGGGUUCCCAGCGGAGCGGAGCCCCGCCGGGGAGGAGCCGGGCACGGAGCCCCCCCGCCUGCCCCACAGGAAGCUGGUGCAGGCGGCGCAGCGCAGCAGGAGGCAGCGGGUGCUGGGGCGAUGCCACCGCGGGGCCACGAAGCCCCCCCGGGAGCCGGAGGAACCCGCCGCGGAAGCGGCGGCUGCACCGAGGGGGGCUCAGGAGCCCGGCAGCCCCCGAGGGGCUGAGCCAGGACAGGGGCUGCGGUACCUGGAGCACGUCUGUCAGAUGCUGGAGCGUUUGGCCAAGCUGCAGCAGGACAACCGGCUCCUGCGGCAGCAGGCGGAGGGCACCCAGCGCGCCCGCCCCGACGCCACGCACAGUCGGGAUCCAGCCGUGUGGAGGGGUGAGCGGUUCCGGCCGCGCUCCUGCUCGGACAGCCAGGCUCCAGCUUUAUCCCCCGCUCCGCUCGCAGCCCCUGACGCUGCCCCGUGCCGCAGGACAUGGGGGUACUCGGCCAGCUCCCCCAGCCUGCUGGACCCUGCCGAGAGCACCGCGGCUGCCCCGGCACCGGACAAGGACGGGCGCUCGCACUGGGGCCGGGUGAAGGCGCUGCUCACCCGCCUGACCCGCCGCUCGCUGCGAGGGGGCCGCUGCAGGUAGGGCCGGGUCCGGGGGGGGUCCCGGUCCUGCUGCUGCCUGUGGAUGGAGGACCCGCACCGCACCCAUUGCGUCACACCCCCCCCAUGACGUCACUCCCGCCCGGGGCUAGUCCCCGGCCCGGUGCCCCCCCCAAACCCCUCCUUUUACCCAAAUAAAACCUUUUCACUGCUAAAGAGGCGGCUCUUUGCGAGGUGACGUCAUGUGCUGUUGGGAGGUGACGUCACUCCCAACGCCGGCGUGACGUCACGUCAGUACACGUCACCACCGCAUCACUUCCCGACGGCUUUUUUCCGCUCCUUUUGUCCUCCCGGUUCCGGCUGCUCUGAACCCCCCCGCGGGUCCCCCCGUCCCAACCCGCUCCCGUGGGGCAGGACGGGCUCCGGGGGGCUCCCGCUGCCUUGGGCGGGCGGGAGGGGAGGUGGCUAAAGCUUGUCCCUCCCCGCUCCUCACCGAGCGCCGCCGGUGCGUGGAGAAGGGGGUCCCGGGGGGUCCCCACCGGAGCGGGGCUUCUCCGGGUUGUUACCGGCCGGCAACAGCGUUUCGGGAGGUGGCCGAGGAGGUUUCUCCCGGCUGAGGUGAGGGGGGCGCUGCCGGGAUGCUCCGCCGCGGUGGUGGCUUGGUGCUGAUGGAGCCCCUCUUCGUGCCGUCGGGUCUGCGUGGUGAUGGGCCGGGUACCGCAAGAUGCCGCUGGAAGCUGCCCUCAGCGCCGGCCAGGUACCCCCCUCAUACCCUCCAUCCCCGCUCUUCCCUGCUGAUUUCCUACCGGGACUUGGGUAGUUCCCAUCCCAGCAGCGCAUCCUGGAGCCUCUACCGAGCCUCCAAAUCCCGGGGCAGCAACGGGGCAUCCUCGGAGCAUCCUGCAUCCCAUCGCUCUUCCUGGGAAUGCCCCCUCUGCAAUGCCAGGGAGAUGCUCCAGCAGCAUCCGGCUGCCCCACGGGAUGCGGCCCAGGCUGGGUGGAUGCCUUCCCCCCAGCCGGUGCUACCCCAGCUGCAUCCUGGUGCCUGACCCCACAGGAGGGUGGUCUGGAUGAUGCUGAUUCUGCUUUUGGGAUCAAGGUGAGGAGGAGGAUGAUGAUGGGGGUCUUGGCACGGGGGCCUGUGGCUCCAUUCCCUUGCAAUGGCCUCGCUGUCCCUGAAUCACCUGGAGAAGGGGAAGGCUCCCAACCACCCAACAAAGACAACUGAGGCGUGGAUCCAGGUGUGUGCUGCUCCUGGCAAGGGUUCAUGCAGCCAGUUUUGGGGUAAGAGUGUAGGUUUUGGUGUAAGCUGUCAGGUGUAUUUAGUGCUGGGCUGGCUGAGGGAUGGCAUCUGCAAAACCUGGCUGGGGACCUUGUUCCCAAAGGGAAUGUGGGCUUUGGGAAGCAAGGGGAUGGUCAGGAUGCUGCCAUGUGACAGUUCACUGCCUGUCUGCGCAGUCCCUGCUGGGGAGGAAAGAGGAUGCUGCACUUAUCAGUACCUGUUCCCAUCACGGGAUGGCCUCAUCCUGAUGCUCACCUGGCCCUGGCAUAGUGGCCAUUCCCACGGUAUCCAGAUGGGAGCAGAGUUUGCACCGCUGGGGUUGAGCUGCCAUCAGCGCAGUCCCUCUCCGGAGCUGGAAGGACAGCAGGAGGAGCUGACGGCACAGCGAGGAGCUGACGGCACACUGGAGCCGGGCUUUGCUGAGCAGCUCUGGGGCUGCGGCGGGCCAGACGGGUGGCUGCAGGCGAUGGAGGAGGCAGGGUGCUGGGGAUGAGGUGGCAGGGGAGCGCUGCUGGGGAUGCGGAGGGCUGCAGGGUGGGUGUCAGAGCUCAGAUGGGGUUUAACCCAGCUGCAGAUGCAGAGGAGUUCUGCACCUCCCCUGCCACGGACCUUUGCUCCUGAGGAGCUGGGGCAGGGUCUGCGGAGCCCCCCGAGCAUCCCCCAUGGCACAGCGUGGUCCUCGCAUGGGCUGGGCUCCUGCGUGGCAGUUAAAUAUAGCAUCCCUGCUCUGGGUAACCGUGGCAACGGGGUUUAUUUGGCUUAGACCUGGCCUGGCAUGUGAUGCGGUUGGGAAGGAACAGCCGAGGGAAGGGGGAAGCUCUUGGCUCCAUCCCAGCAGCGACUGCAUGGGAUGUGGAAUGCGGCCCCGGGAUGCUCUCCCUGUGCCCCUGCAAAUGGCCUGGGACACUCACCAGCCCUCCCAUGCCCUGUCAGGGCUCUGGUCCCAUCCUAUCCCAUCCUGGUAGCGGGGAGGCUUUAUGGGGGUCCAGCUCCCUGCUUCCUGCCGGUCAGGUGGGGCACCCUGACCACUGUUCCUGCCGUGCCACAGGGUCUGCUUUGCCAAAUUCAGGUACCAGUGGUGAUGGACAGACAUAGGGACAGAGCCAAGGGGGGGCCCGGUGUCCCUGGUGCAAUCACACUUGUGCUGGGAACACAGUGCUGGUGUUUCGGGGCACUUGGCCUCCUCCAUCCCUCAUUCACGUCUCUGUUUCCGCAGCCCGAGGCUCUGGACCUGAGCGCUGUGAUGCUCUGGAUGCUCUCCAAGCCCUGUGUCCCUGGGCACCGAAGGACGGGGAGCUCUUGGGUAGGUGCAGGAUGACAGGGGCACGGCGCAGCCCCUGCUGUCAGCUGGUGCAGCGGGUGAGGAGCUCUUGUUCCAGGGAAGCUGCUGCCCCCUGCCCUGCUCCACAUCUCCCGCAGCAUCGUGGGGCUCAGCCUGGGCAAGCCACUGGGGAGCAGCCACCUCUUCCCAUGGAGACCAAACGCACGGGGUAAGGCGGGAUGAGAUGUGCUGGGACACGGGGCACCACGAGCUGCCGUCACCCCCUCUCCUCCCUUCCAGACCCAUGAACCAGCACCCACCAGGUCUCCACAGGAGACAGCAAGGUCUGGAUGUCACAGCAGGGAUGUGGAUGGCAGCACGAUCCCCACAAGCCUGUUUUGUCCCAACCUUCCUGGAGAGCUGGAUCCCACGCUGGGCAUCCAUAGGGAUGUGCAGGGUUUCCUCUGACUGGUUUGCAUUGAAUAGAACCUCUGAAGUAGGGAAUCUUGUGUGUGGUGGAGACAGGGCACAGGCCACCCAGUCCUCCCAGUGGGAAGCUCAGUUUGGGGACAGACUGGCUGGUUUGGGAUGGAGGGACCCAAGCAGGGGGCUGGUGCUCACUGGGAGGCUCUGGAUGCUGCUGUGCCCAUAGCGUGCUGCUUCUCUGCACUUAUCAUCUCCAUGCCUGCUUCCCAGCCCCUUGUGCCAUGCAGCAGCAGCUCAUCCCAGGAUGGGAGGGCUCCUGCACCAUCUCCCUGUGCCGCAAGGCGCCGGCCUGCCCUCCAAUCCCCUGUAUUUGACUGUAAAACUGUAUUCCUUGU
Molecule: messenger RNA, 4521 nt
Organism: Strigops habroptila (Kakapo)
Lineage: Eukaryota; Metazoa; Chordata; Aves; Psittaciformes; Psittacidae
Gene: C21H8orf58
Product: chromosome 21 C8orf58 homolog
Exons: 7
Coding region: 1-1200 (399 amino acids)
Source: RefSeq, a predicted model, not a curated record